Acanthosepion pharaonis is the source of this 1212-nucleotide messenger RNA. The record is from the annotation of a GenBank genome assembly. Lineage: Eukaryota; Metazoa; Mollusca; Cephalopoda; Sepiida; Sepiidae.
AUGGCCACUGUUUAUCAUGAAGAGGGAAACUUGGAAGCUGCAUUCAUUUUGUAUUCUAAAUUCAUCACGUUAUUUAUUGAAAAACUUCCAUCACAUCCAUUAUACAAGACAUCAGAUACCAUAGCUUUACAGAAUAACAAAAAAAAAUUGAAACAGGUCUUCCCUAUCGCAGAGAAAUUAAAAAAGAAUCUCACUGACCGAUACACUGCUGAGGAAAAUAAACGCUUGGAGUUUGAGAGAAAACAACAGGAAGAAAUUAACAAAGAGCAGGAACGUCUUCGGAAACUUGAAGAGCAACGUCGUCUAGAUGAGGCAGCCAUAGCUGAUCAAUUGAAAAAAGAAUCUGAGGAACGAUGGUUAAGGGCACAGGAAGCACGGUACAGGGAAUUGCAAGAACAAGGGAAGCAGGGACCAAAUGCUCCCACAUUGGGAACAGGACCACUUGUGGACUUGGGGGCAGACAUAGCCCCUGCUCCCCCUGACUACUUCUAUGCAGUGAGUCCAUCUAGUGAUUCAAAACCGUCCAGUUUACAGCCAUCACCCCCAACUGUGCCAGACAGGGAACUGAAAAAAAAUGUCCUCUCUGUGAGCCCAACUACACCUCCAUCUGUAGAUCGAAGUACCAAGCCUCCAAGCAUUAAUCACCUGACAAGCAUUGGCUCUUCCAGUGACAAUGCCUAUGGUCUGCGGACUGUAAUGGUACCAAAACAGCUGAUGGAUAAAUUCCUGAAGAUUGCAGAGUCAAAUACCUUAGCUAAUAUUGAGACUUGUGGCAUUCUUGCUGGCAAAAUUUCUCAAAAUGCCUUUCAUAUCACUCAUGUCCUGAUUCCAAAGCAAACAGGAACUGCUGACACUUGCACAACAGCACAAGAAGAAGAUUUAUUUGAAUAUCAAGACAACCACAGCCUAAUUACUCUUGGAUGGAUCCAUACACACCCUAGUCAAACAGCUUUCUUGUCCAGUGUUGAUCUGCAUACACAUUGUUCAUAUCAAAUCAUGAUGCCUGAAGCCAUUGCAAUUGUCUGUUCCCCAAAAUACAAUGACACUGGUAUUUUCAUGCUGACACCAGAACGAGGCCUUCCACUAAUUUCAUCCUGCAGAGAAGCAGGUUUUCAUAUGCACCCAAAAGAUCCACCUUUGUUUGAGACCUGUGAACAUGUACGGCUAAUUGACAACCCUGGUGUUAUUAUUGCUGACUUAAGGACUAAAUAA